This is a messenger RNA of Plectropomus leopardus (leopard coralgrouper), 3484 nucleotides long. RefSeq names its product ALK receptor tyrosine kinase (gene alk). Gene Ontology annotation, cellular component: signaling receptor complex; plasma membrane. NCBI's taxonomy places the organism in Eukaryota, Metazoa, Chordata, Actinopteri, Perciformes, Serranidae. The record is from RefSeq and is a predicted model, not a curated record. Gene Ontology annotation, biological process: cell surface receptor protein tyrosine kinase signaling pathway; multicellular organism development; regulation of cell population proliferation. Gene Ontology annotation, molecular function: transmembrane receptor protein tyrosine kinase activity; ATP binding; protein binding.
CGAACCCAAAUUUGAAAGAGGCUGGAAACUCGUCAUACUUCCUCUUUAUGGGCUGGCAGACUGGUUUUGGCUGCAGUUCAGCACAGAAGAUGGACCUGGACCCGGUUCAGCCAUCUCUAUUGACAACAUCUCUUUCAGUAUGGACUGCUUCCUGGCAUCCAACGGUGAGUUUCCACCAGUGGUCACCAGUUCAACCAGGCUGCCGUUUACACCAAUCAACAGGACUACACCCCCGUCCAUUGGAAGCCCUUUGAUGAACUUCCCCACCACUGAUUACUCCAAGAAAUGGAUUUUUCAUACCUGUGGGGCUGCGGGCCCUGAAGGCCCAACUCCCACUCAGUGCCUCAACUCCUACAGGAACAGCAAUGUCAACGUGACAGUCGGCACCCGAGGGCCCUUCAAAGGCAUUCAGAUGUGGCGGGUCCCGGAAACUGGCACAUACAGGAUCACAGCCUACGGUGCAGCCGGAGGUCGAAGCGUGUUGGCCAUGAGUAGGUCACAUGGUGUUUACAUCACAGGAGACUUCCCGCUGAGGAAGGGUGAGCUUCUCUACGUCCUGGUGGGACAGAAAGGAGAGGACGCAUGCCCCAAUUCCAACGGCAUGCUGAAUAAGAUCUGCCUGGAACAGAGCGGCCCGAUGGUGAACAAAACCCAAGUGAAAGGGGGCGGAGGAGGAGGUGGCGGGGCUACAUAUGUGUUCAAGGUGGAAAAAGAGGUGUAUAUCCCCCUCAUCAUCGCUGCUGGGGGAGGCGGCCGGGGCUACAGCAGUCUAUCAGAGACCCAGCUGGAGCAGAUGGACUAUGACCCCAGCCAACAGGGACGCAGCGGGAAGUCAAAUGCUGCAGGUGGAGGCGGAGGUUGGAACGACAGCAUGCCUGUCAGUCAGGGUGGCAGGCCGCUGGUGCUCGGAGGCCAGGGAGGGCAGGCCUGUCAAAAGUUCUGGCAGACCCGCGGUGGCUUCGGGGGCGGCGGGGGUGGCUGCAUGUCCGGGGGCGCCGGUGGAGGCUACAGAGGUGGCAACACAUCCAUAGAUAACAACCCCAAACACGAUGGUGACGAUGGCACAUCUUUCCUCGGCCCAGAGGGAGAUCCCUUCCUCUACCCUCUGAAAGCUAUGGAGGGGGAUGGCGAGGUGAUCAUCAGCCCAGUGCAGAACUGCAGUCACUGUGAGAGCGGUGAAUGCCACGAGACAGGGGAUGGUAUUGUCUGCUACUGUGAUGAUGACCUUAUCCUGGCACCAGACCAGGUGUCCUGCAUCAACGCUACAGAGGUGUCCCUGCUGCCGCCCCAGCCAUCUCUGUCCCACCUGGCGCUGGGUCUGUCUGUGGGCACUUCGGCCCUCAUCGCCGCCCUGCUGCUGGCUGUGUCUGGAGUCAUGAUAAUGUACAGACGUAAACACACAGAGCUGCAGUCUAUUCAGUUGGAGUUGCAGAGUCCAGACUGCAAGCUCAGUAAGCUGCGGGCGUCCACCAUCAUGACCGACUACAACCCCAACUACUGCUUCGCUGGAAAGACAGCGUCGGUCAACGACCUGAAGGAAGUGCCGCGGCGUAACAUCUCCCUCACCAGGGGUCUGGGUCAUGGUGCUUUCGGUGAAGUCUAUGAAGGGCUGGCAGUGGGGAUACCAGGUGAACCAAGUCCACUGCAAGUGGCAGUCAAAACCCUUCCUGAAGUUUGCUCUGAGCAAGAUGAAUUGGACUUCCUCAUGGAGGCUCUAAUUAUCAGUAAGUUUAGCCACCAGAACAUUGUGCGUUGUAUAGGAGUCAGUCUGCAGGCCAUGCCCAGGUUUAUCCUGCUGGAGCUGAUGGCCGGAGGAGAUCUCAAAUCUUUCCUGAGGGAGACCAGACCUCGGCUGGAGCACCCUUCCAGCCUGACUAUGGUGGACCUUCUCAAUGUGGCCAGAGACAUCGCUAAGGGUUGCCAAUAUUUGGAGGAGAACCAGUUUAUACACAGGGACAUUGCUGCUCGAAAUUGCCUACUGACCUGCAAAGGAUCGGGCCGCGUAGCCAAGAUUGGAGAUUUUGGGAUGGCUCGAGACAUUUACAGAGCAAGCUAUUACAGGAAGGGUGGGCGUGCCAUGCUGCCAGUGAAGUGGAUGCCACCUGAGGCCUUCAUGGAGGGCAUCUUUACAUCCAAAACAGACACAUGGUCGUUUGGGGUUUUGCUGUGGGAGAUCUUCUCGUUGGGCUACAUGCCAUAUCCAAGUCGCAGCAACCAGGAAGUGCUGGAGUUUGUUACCAAUGGUGGGAGAAUGGAUCCACCGAAAAAUUGCCCUGGGCCGGUGUAUCGCAUAAUGACUCAGAGUUGGCAGCAUCAGCCUGAAGACAGGCCUAACUUUUCGACCAUCCUGGAGAGAAUUGACUACUGCUUACAGGACCCAGAUGUGGUGACUAUGCCCCUGCCUGUAGAGUAUGGACCCAUCCCUGAAGAGGAGGAGCGUGUGCCCACACACUCUGAUGACCCUUCAGCCCCAACUGUGUUAGUGAAUGCCCAGGUGCCUGAUGGGGAGGUUCCACAGCCGCCUCCAUCAUAUCCUACAGAGGAGAUCCGGAGAGGUGGGGAGCACGCUGUGGUGACCAGCACAGCAUCGGAGGCCAAAGCACAGAUGUCGUCCCAGCCUCCGCCAUGCCUCCACCAGCACCAGCAGCCUCACACACAGACCUCCAUCUCCAUGACAACCACCAACACAGUCACCUCCACAGCCACCUCUACACUCACUGCCAAGGGACCUCAUGUCACCACCCAGCCAGGCCCAGAAGGGGGCCACAUUAACCUUGCGUUCACCCAGGGCCACCCGCCGGAAAAGGAGGGACACAACGGGAAGAGCACCAGCCUGUGGAACCCAACGUACGGCUCGUGGUUCCUGCAGCAGAGGAAGCAGCAGCAGCAGAGGCAGACAGGGGUGGGGGGAGCGGGAGGGAGCAGCGGCAGGGUGCCCGGCGAGGGGCAGGAGCAUGUUGGCCGGACUGUAGCUGAGGUGGCGGGGGCGCUGGGUCUCCAGCAUCAGCACAAGCAGUUCCAGCAUCAGCUCCAGCAGCAGCAUCAGCUUCAACAGCAGCACCAACUCCAGCUGCUGCACCAUCAGCAGCAGCAGCAGGGUCUCUGCAGACCUCUGUUACCCCCACCGCCACCUCCGGCUGCCCAGUCACCUCUGCUUUUAGAUUCAGCCGCCCUGCCCCCGGUUCCCCUCUAUAGACUGAGACGGUUCCCCUGUGGGAACAUCGGCUAUGGCUACCAGGAGCAGGGUCUGCCAAUGGAGGCCACCCACGGUAACCCCAACCCCCCUCCUCCACCCCCUACACCCCAGCAGGGCAUCUCCAUGUCCUCCUCAGCAGCCCACCAGAGAGGGGCCCCCAUUCCCACCUCAGUGUCCCUAAGUCGGUCAGGUAUGUCUGAGGACAGCCGUCCACUUCUAGUCACCAUGGGGACAGUACAGGACCCCAGGCUGCCCAGGAUGGAGGGCCACAAUGCCACCGUGCUUUAG